AUGGCUAUCGUGGAACCCAGGCUGUUAGUGCAAAUGGUUCAGAAACUAGGACUUGCGAAUCAGGAGCAAGUCGUCCCGAAAUCAACUGAACUAUUACGUUUGCUACAAAUAAAGUCUGUCGGCAGUGUCGCGAACUUGGGUGAUUACGCCAAAGCAAUCAUUUGCGUUGAUUUGGCGUGUAGUUUGUUGGGGUUGCCGUUCGAUGCUGAAUCAGCUGUUAAAUUAUCUGGGCUAAAAAAAACGGCUUAUGCUAACAAUAGGCGAACUUUGGAGAAACUGUUGGAUAUCAAUCAGGUCAUCGGUAUUAAUGAAAUUUGCAUACAACUCGGCUUGCAUCAGGCUCAAAAAGAAGCAACUGCGUUAUUGGACAGCUACAGGAAAUACAGCGGAGGUGCCAAUGGUGAAGUUGACUUUACGCAUCCACAGUAUGCAGCAAUGGCCCUUUUUCUAGCUUGCAAAAGGUUGAAGAUAAAACCACCGAAAGCCAAAUUAAUUGCAUUCAGCCAUUUGAAACCUACGCUGUGGAGCCUUCUGGAGAAAAAUUGGGAGAAAUUCCUUGCUAGUGCAUCCAAUAUGGAUGCAGCGAAAGGAAAACAACGUGCAAAAGACGAAAUUAUGCCAGCGGUAGAACAAGUGACACAGAAACAAAGUAACGGGCUAAAACACAGUUCGCCAGAAAAGAUUGAACCAUAUGGAAACUGGAAAAAACGCAUGCUUGAGAAAGCUUAUCGAGAGCUAAAGUCUCUGCAGGGACGGUAGCUAACGUUUUGCAUGUCCUCGUUUUUAAGC
Molecule: messenger RNA, 789 nt
Organism: Sabethes cyaneus
Lineage: Eukaryota; Metazoa; Arthropoda; Insecta; Diptera; Culicidae
Gene: Orc6
Product: origin recognition complex subunit 6
Exons: 2
Coding region: 1-759 (252 amino acids)
Biological process (GO): DNA replication initiation; DNA replication
Cellular component (GO): nuclear origin of replication recognition complex
Molecular function (GO): DNA binding
Source: RefSeq, a predicted model, not a curated record